UAAAUUGUCCUUUAACGUUGAUGACGAAGAAUAAAACUUUUAUCUACAAUUAAAUAACGCUAUAUACACACAUUUGUGCUGUUAAUGAAAGCUUGUUAACGUCAGUAACGUGUCAUUUUCAAUUAAAUCGAAGAACGAGUUUUCGCUUACAAGAUGACGGAAGUAGAUGUCUCAAUACCGGAGGGUUCUACCCUGUCGAGCACUGUACAAAAUUCAAAUCAGGCUAAUUCAAAUACAACUACGUCUCAACACAAUGACCCAAACGGCAGCAAUAGCAUCAGCAGUAGCAGUAAAGUUGAAGGCAUGGAGAUAGGCGAGGCCGAUACCGAAGAAGAUGACUCGCAAAUUACUUCUUCUACGGAGAUGGAAGAAGGUCGUGCAGGAGACGGUGGAGGCACGGCAUCGGCUAGUGUGGACGACAACAGUAAUAACAGUAAACUUGAAAUAAGAAUUAAAAGUGCUACCAGUCUAAAUGAGAAUUCAGUUUCACAGAAUUGUGAAAAUUUCAAUGCAAAGACAGUCAACGAAGCCUGCGGGUUCAAUGUAAAUAGUUCGCACACAAAGGAGAGCGAUUCCAAUACAAAUGAUACCAUUAACGAACACAGUAAAUCUGUUCAGCCGGAUACAGAUGGCGAAGGUGUCAGUCAAGAUAGUUCUUUCCGUUCUAAGGGGAUAAAUCAUUUAGAUGAAUCUUCAAAUGAAUCAAAGGAAGCUACUCCAGUACAGGAUCCUUUAGCUGUAACACAAAAAGAAAACGGUACCGUUAAACAACCAGAUAAUAAACAGUCCAAUGAUAGUUCCAUUGUUGACUUGGGUGAUGAUUCAGAUGUAGAAAUGUCCGAAAUGCCUGCGAAAAAGUCGAUAAAUGCCAGUUCAAAAGAGAAAGUUGAUGUAGGUGACUCUGAUGGUGCGGUAGUGAUUGGUUCAGAUUCUGAUAAUGAUUCUUCUGCGCCUUCUAAACCCAACACAUCACAACAAGUAAGAAUUUCAAAUCAAAUGCCAACUGAUGCACAAGUCAUUGAGGAUGAUGACGACGAUUGUGUUGUUAUUGAGGACGAUACAUCAACAAUGGCAAGCGAUAUAACGAAACGAAAAAGUAUGGCCAUGGAUGACAACAAUAGCACAGAUGAUAAUCAACCGCCUAAUAAACGUUUACGCAGCGCUACGGCCAACCCUACACAAAUUACUAUUAAAGAUGCGCGUACUCUAAUGCCGUCUAUGCCAGAUAUUCCGAAACGCAAUUCGGAAACUGGCAUUUAUCCUGUUAACAUUACACCUGCCUCACCUAUAUUCCCUGCCACAGGACCUCCAAAAUUGGUGCCGGUUGGCAGUCCCAUACCGCCGACGGGUUUGCCGCCCCUGACUGGACUGCCCGGUAUGACAUCAAAUGCUAAUUUGUUGCCGGGUCUAACAGACGACAUGUUUGUAUUGGAGGCUCCUUCAUUUAUUGUGCCCUAUAUUUAUGAGAAACCCCCAUCCGGAAAUAUUAAAGAUGUAAUGAAGGAGUUAGAAACAAAGUUUUCAUUCACAAAAGAAGAUUUAGAUGAAGUUGACAAAACUGACGAAUUCGAUAUGAUGACAGAACAGAAUAAAGAAGAUCGCGAUGAAAAGAGCAAUAAAAAGAAGCGCUCUCGCGGUGAUGAUGGCGAUGAUUCCUGGUCCGAAGAGUCAGAGGACGAAGACGAUGAUGAUGAUGACGACUCUGAAUCCGGCAUGCGCACGAAAGUUCUUAUCAAAGAGGCUUCCAAUGACAUAGCAGCUUUAAAGGGUGCUAUUAAACCCGCCUCCGCCGUCACGCAAUCGGUAGGACAAUCGCCGCUCGCUGUUAAGCCGGGACAAGAAAAUUAUUUUGAAAGCCCGCUUGGUAAGUUUUUCAUGGAUAUCGGAGUGGGCUUGGUUCAAGAAUACGUACAAUCUGAUUUAAUACGACUGCAAAAACGCAAAAUGCGCAAAAGUUUGGGUCGCAAUGUUACCGAUUUUGAGCGGGCUAUAGCUGCACUCACAGCUAAUUUGGAGGCUUCUAAGAAGAAAAACUUACCCUUUAAAUUUAAUAUGAAACGCUGCGAAUUUUGUAACUUCAAAUCGGAAUCUGCUCUUGCUAUGGCUAAUCAUUAUGAAACGCCCCAUAUGAAUGGUGCUCUGUACAAAUGUAACUUUUGCAUUUUUGAAAUUCGCAAUGCUACCGAGAUUGUUUAUCAUAUGGAAGCCAUUCAUAACAUCAAGGCCCGACUGAUAAAGCCGCUGCCGUACCAUCAAUGUCCCAAUUGUGGCUUUGAGGAUAAUGGUAAAGCGAAAUUGGCACGACAUCAACCUGUGUGCGCCAAAAAAUUCCGACCUGAACUGAAUUUGGCACCGCCCAGCGAUUGGGAGGCGCCAGCUAAGAUACCCCGAAUUAAACCACGUCACGGUCUAGUAGGCACAGCAACUGCCUAUCAAGCUAUGGCUGCUCAAGCAGCUGCUCAAAAAGCAGCGUUAGCUUCCAUACAGCAGCAACAACAAACCAGAAAUAUGCAGGCAGCUGCAUUGGCGGCUCAAAAUGCAGCCAAUAAAAUGCGAGGACGAGCACCUCAGUUACCUCAGGUGAAGUCUGUCGGACCAGCGGCGGCGGCAGCAGCAGCGGCGGCCAUGAUAAGAAGUCCAAACCAAAUACGCACUCCAGCAGCCACUAAUGUGGUUUUGCCAAACAACUAUCAAUUGGGAGUCGGCGGGCAAAUAGUACAAGUAAAUGCUGCCGGCAAAAAGUCACUAACUGGGCAACCCAGCAUUUCGAUAACACCGCUACCUCGUCAAAAUACAGCCGUAACGCCUACAGGCGGUGCGUCGUCACCUUCAACGAGCAAAAUGCCACAGGCUGGCAUGAAACCAGGUCAGACUCCCAGUGGAAAUAAAACUCAAUUUGUAAUUUGUGAGAUAUGCGACGGUUACAUCAAAGAUUUGGAAUCGUUGCGUAAUCAUAUGCAAUGGAUACACAAAGUUAAAAUACAUCCUAAAAUGAUUUAUAAUCGACCACCAUUGAAUUGUCAAAAAUGUCAGUUUCGAUUUUUCACCGAUCAGGGUCUAGAACGUCAUUUGUUAGGUUCCCAUGGCUUGGUAACAAGCUCGAUGCAAGAAGCCGCCAAUAAAGGAAAAGACGCUGGUCGGUGUCCUGUUUGUGGCAGAAUGUAUCAAUGGAAACUUCUUAAUCAUGUGUCUCGCGAUCACCAUAUGACUCUAAAACCGGCGCAUCUAUCAUACAAGUGCACGGUAUGCACUGCCACUUUCGGCAUGUACAAGCAAUUCGAAACGCACGUGUAUACAGCCCACAGCACGGUGGCCAAGAAAGCCAUGGAUGGUAAAAAAAACUCGCCUGUACCCAAUACACCAACUAAUAGUAAUAGUGGUGGUCAACGGAGCGGUUUAAGCGCUGCUAACGAUUCACUUUUAAAACCGUUGAAGAUCAACGAUGAAAUCACUAUUAUACCACAACCGUCAUCGAAACCACGUAUAAGCAACAUGGAUACUCAUGUUAUUGAUUAACUUAUGUGAAUCCAUGAAACGUUCAAUACACACAGAAACGACGUUAGUAUUUUUACCCCAUAAGAGUCGUCGUUGUCGUCAAGCGAAGAAUGCUACAGCAAUUUAUAGACGUAUGUGUACAACAGACAAAAGUUGCUCCUAAAAACAUAAAUAAAGCGCAAAACGGCAACAUCUCAACUGCACAGUAAUGCCCUACCUUCUCCUACUUUGAAUAUGCUCACUCUUACAACUUUUUAAUACACUAAUCGUAAUAGAAAUAAAAUAUAUGUAUACACACACAAAAAUGUUAUAUAUAUAUAUAUAUAU
Molecule: messenger RNA, 3822 nt
Organism: Glossina fuscipes
Lineage: Eukaryota; Metazoa; Arthropoda; Insecta; Diptera; Glossinidae
Gene: MEP-1
Exons: 5
Coding region: 154-3516 (1120 amino acids)
Biological process (GO): regulation of gene expression
Cellular component (GO): nucleus
Source: RefSeq, a predicted model, not a curated record